Larimichthys crocea (large yellow croaker) is the source of this 2472-nucleotide messenger RNA. It is a transcript of the gene mcm9, whose product is annotated as minichromosome maintenance 9 homologous recombination repair factor. Gene Ontology annotation, biological process: double-strand break repair via homologous recombination. The transcript has 12 exons. Gene Ontology annotation, molecular function: ATP hydrolysis activity; single-stranded DNA helicase activity; single-stranded DNA binding. Lineage: Eukaryota; Metazoa; Chordata; Actinopteri; Sciaenidae. Bases 317 to 2233 code for a protein of 638 amino acids. Gene Ontology annotation, cellular component: MCM complex; nucleus. The record is from RefSeq and is a predicted model, not a curated record.
AUGUAUCCCUUGCAUUUCUGGGCCUGAAAGUGGAGGUCUGCAGUUUUAUUUUGAAAUGUAUGCCGUUCCUUUCCGGGCCUGACAGCGGAGGGGCCUGGCAGUGGAGGUCUGCAGCCAGCAUCUCUUGCAGGCGAGCGUUCUCAUUGGAUAGACUAGGCGCCAUCUUUAGGUCCGGUACACUCACACUGUCCAUGAUUCGGGGAAACCAGCAGAACUUUGCCCGCGAAAUACAAGUCUUGUUUACAUCGAUGGAGGGAGCUAAGCUGGUGCGCGAAGAACUGUUUUGAUACGGGGUUCAGAACUUGUCAUCUUCACUAUGUCGAUAAGCCCAGAACAGGAAGCCCUGAUUGGCCGUGUGUUUGAAAUCUAUCUGAAAGAACAUCAUCAUGAAGACAUUCUGCAGCUUGUUGCAGAUAGUGUUGAAGAAAACCAUCACCCUGUUGUUGUCAAUGCCAUGACAUUGUUUGAAGCCAAUAUGGAGGUUGGGGACUAUUUCAACGCCUUCCCCAAUGAUGUCCUGGCUAUAUUUGAUAAAGUGUUGCACAGAACAGCCAUGGAGUUAUCAAAGAAUGCCUCUCCCAAACACAAUAGUGGACAAGGAUCAAAGGAGCACAGAAUGAGAUACACUCUUCAUGCCCGCAUCACAGGUCUGCCAGUAUGUCCAGAGCUGACCAGAGACACCAUUCCCAGAUCCAGAGAUGUAGGACACUUUUUGUCUGUCACUGGUACUGUCAUACGCACCGGUGUUACCAAGGUUCUGGAAUAUGAACGGGAUUACAUGUGCACAAAGUGUCGUCAUGUUUUCAUGGUGCAGGCUGAUUUUGAGCAGUUUUAUACCUUUGCCCAACCGGUGACCUGUCCUAAUCCUACUGGCUGUAACUCGUACAAAUUCGGCUGUCUGUCUGGAGGAUCUGAGCCUGCUGCUUGCAGGGACUACCAGGAAAUCAAGAUACAAGAGCAAGUACAGAGGCUGUCAGUGGGCAGUAUUCCUCGGUCGAUGGUGGUGGUUCUGGAAGAUGACUUGGUCGACAGUUGUAAAUCUGGAGAUGACGUGACUGUAUAUGGGGUGAUGUGCCAGCGCUGGAAACCCUUUUAUGAUAGCACUUGCUGUGAGGUGGAGCUUGUCCUCAAAGCUAACAAUAUAGAAGUGAACAACCAGCAGGCUGUUGCUGCUAUGGCCAUGAGGGACGUUCAGAAAGAAUUUGAAGACUUCUGGAAUAACUACAAAGACAAUCCCAUAGCUGCUAGGAACCAGAUCUUGUUGAGCCUAUGCCCACAGGUUUUUGGCAUGUAUUUAAUUAAACUGGCGGUGGCCAUGGUGUUGGCUGGCGGGGUGCAGAGAGUAGAUUCUUCUGGGACCAAGAUCAGAGGUGAGUGUCAUAUGUUGCUUGUUGGUGACCCGGGCACAGGGAAGUCUCAGUUUCUGAAGUAUGCAGCUAAAAUCAUACCUCGCUCUGUACUCACUGCUGGAAUUGGAUCAACAAGUGCAGGACUGACAGUAGCAGCAGUGAAAGAUGGAGGUGAUUGGCAUCUUGAGGCCGGAGCCCUGGUCCUGUCAGAUGGUGGUUUGUGCUGCAUUGAUGAAUUCAACAGCAUCAAGGAACAUGACCGCAUCAGCAUCCACGAGGCUAUGGAGCAACAAUCUAUUAGUGUGGCCAAAGCUGGUAUGGUGUGUAAGCUGAACACUCGAACCACCAUCCUAGCAGCCACCAACCCUAAAGGACCGUAUGAUCCCAACGAACCACUAUCUGUGAAUGUAGCUCUUGCCAGCCCUUUGCUGAGUCGUUUUGAUCUUGUUCUAGUUCUCAUGGACACCAAGAACGCAGAGUGGGACCGCAUCAUCUCAUCUUUUAUUCUGGAGGACAGAGGACUGCCUGCUGAUUCUUCUAGUCUGUGGUCCCUGGAGAAAAUGAAGGCUUAUUUCAGUGUGAUUAAAUGCUUGAAGCCACAAGUGUCAGAGGAGGCCAACAGCAUCUUGACACGUUACUACCAGCUGCAAAGACAGAGUGACACCUGCAACACUGGCCGCACCACCAUUCGCAUGUUGGAGAGUCUGAGCAGACUGGCUGAAGGUGAGGAUGGAACAUUUCAUCCUAAUUCAGUCUUUUUCAAAUCAGUCUUAAAUGAAAAUAAAAUCUCUAACAUUCCUAUACUUAUCUACUAUUGGCCCAGAUCCAGACUUGGGGCCUUCAAAUAUUCACUGGCAGUGUCUUCUGCCACAAGAAUGUUUUAAAUGUAAUCAGUGACAUUGUGUAAGAAGGAUUUUGGGCUGUACUGCAGCAAAGCAAGGCCAGCACCAUAAACACAAAGUUUAUACUUUGUACCACAAGAAAGGUGAAGUUGUAUCAUCUCUGUAGGCCAUAGAAAUGGCUGCAACUUUCCAAUGGGAAAGCUGCUGUUUUGUGAUGGGCUUACCACUUUUGCCCAUGACACAAACAACUGGGGCCUCAUGUACGAAUACUUGCGUGGAUU